CCUUUACUGUCGGAGGAACUCAGUGCUUUGGUCAAGUCUGAGUCGUCGAACGCCAUUUUCUCUCGAUUGUGAGUCAUAUAAUUGUGUGAUAACGUAAAUAUAUGACUUCAUUAUUGCUUAAACUUCAGCAUCAGCUGUUUGAAUUGACACCCAUUUAACGCUAUUUAAAGUUGAAACUUUGUUACGUUGGUUUUUUUGUCUUGUCCUAAUUGUAGUUACAGUCCUGUUAUUUCAGUGUGUCAGUUAUGGCUUCAAGGAAAAAGGUUCUUCUCAAAGUUAUCAUUCUUGGAGAUAGUGGAGUUGGAAAAACCUCUCUUAUGAACCAGUAUGUUAAUAAGAAGUUCAGUAAUCAAUAUAAAGCUACAAUUGGAGCAGAUUUUCUCACUAAGGAAAUUAUGGUAGAUGAUAGAUUAGUAACUAUGCAGAUUUGGGAUACAGCAGGUCAAGAAAGAUUCCAGUCUCUUGGUGUGUCUUUUUACCGUGGAGCUGAUUGUGCUGUCCUUGUGUAUGAUGUUACCUCUCCCAACACUUUUAAAUCAUUGGAUGGAUGGCGUGAUGAAUUCUUAAUUCAGGCUUGUCCUCGAGAUCCUGAGAGUUUUCCCUUUGUUGUAAUUGGUAACAAGAUUGAUCUGGAAAAUCGAGCUAUCCCAACAAAGCGAGCUCAAGGCUGGUGCCAAAGCAAGAAUAACAUUCCAUACUUUGAAACAUCAGCAAAGGAAGCAAUAAAUGUAGAGCAAGCUUUCCAAUGUGUUGCAAAGAAUGCUUUAGCACAAGAAACAGAAGUUGAACUAUAUAAUGAUUUCCCUGAUCAAAUCAAGCUCACAAAUGAACAGAAACCUGGAUCAGAUAGCUGUGCCUGCUAAUGCUAAGUGUCUCAUUGAAUUAAAAGGGUAAAGUGGGAAUUUGAUAAGUUUGAGUCUUCAAAAUUAAAAUUUAGUAUAGAUAUAAUGAUUUUAACUUGUUCUUGGCAGAGGAAAAAAAAAACUGAAAAAAAAAAAGAAACCUUCAGAUGUGUAAUACAUGUUCUUCAAAUUCAAAAUGCACUAUUCAGUACUAUUGCGUAAACAUCUGUUUUAAAAAGUAUAAAUGUAUUUUAGUGCAAAAGAAAAAAGUUAUCACCCACUACUGGCAGCUUGGAUAAACACAAGCUGCAAUGUAAAUUAUGUAUAGAAGGGUUUAUUGUAAGCAAUUAUAUAUGCUCUAUAUACAUAUAAAAAGUAUAAAUGUAAAGUAUAAGUAGGAUGUUCCAAUGAAUUAAGUUAUGUCUCAUUUUUAGAAGGAUGCUAAUGUUUAAGUGUGAUUGUUUUCAAAUAGCAGUGGUAUAGCACUUCUGUUAUUACAUUUAGUGCUCACGUUUUAUUUUUUACUAGUUAAUAUAUAAAUGAAUUCUAGUGAUUUUUCUGCUUCUAAGUGUGAUCAUAUAAAAUCUUGAAACCAUAUUUUCAAAUACUCGAAUGUAUAUUUUAUAAAAUAAAGCUUUGGAAAUAUAUGUUGUCAUGAUGUAUUUUAACUCAUUUAUUUCUCAAGAACUUAAAUGUUACUUCUAUUGAUUUUCUUAUCUUGUUUAAGAGGUAAAAAUCUUAUUUAAGAUACAGAUACUCACUUCAUUCUUCUAUGGGUUUUGUAAAUUUAGUUUGAUUUUUGUGAUUUAUUUAUUUACCUUUUUAUUUUUAAUAUGUUUAUAAAAUAUUUAGAUGCAGAAUUCAAAUAUUUAACAUUACAUUGUUGAUAUUCUUUUAAUUUUGAUAAAAGAUAAAAAAAAUUUUGUAGACCACAGGUUGAAAUUUGACCAAAUGAAUUCAUAUAAGCAAUAUAAAAUUUAACACAAAUUUCCAUUGUAAAUCUUGACUGUUUUGUUUAGAAAGUGAAACUAACAAAUAUUAAUGUUGUGCUAUCUACAGUUAUGAAUAUUUUAGAAGAUACUUCUUGAUUUCUAUCAAACCAUUUUUUCAUUUAAAAUAUUUCCUCUAACCAGAACACUUUAAAGCAUGUAUUAAUCCAUUUUUUAUUCAUUGUUAAUCAUUGCAUUGGUCUCUAGUGUUUAAAAUAAUCUGGAUGUAUCAAUCAUUGAUUAUAGAUACUUAUUGUGCUUCAUAUGUUACUGAUUUAUUACUAUCUUCUAAUUGUUAAUGACUUCUCUGUGAUAGUGUUUGAUUAUUAUUGUAUAUGAACUAGUUUCUAAACAUAUAUUUAUGCUAAAAGUAUUGUAAUAUAAUUUAUCUGUGUCAGUACAACAAAUCCAAAUAUCAUUUAAAGGAUGGGAACUCUUGUAUUUAAAGUAAAGUCGCACUAUCCCAAGCAACUUCGGGACAGUUUCAAAGUUGACAAUUUAUCAGCUAUUGUCAGUUGUAGCUUGUGAGCACAGCCAGAACCGUGCCUUAUAAAGUAUUCUUAAUACCCAACUCUUUUCAAGUUUGUUUGAUCUUGUAUUAACAUAAUUAAAAAAAUGGUAAAAAAAAUAUUAAAAUUACAGAAAUAUAU
Molecule: messenger RNA, 2481 nt
Organism: Argiope bruennichi
Lineage: Eukaryota; Metazoa; Arthropoda; Arachnida; Araneae; Araneidae
Product: ras-related protein rab7
Exons: 5
Coding region: 246-863 (205 amino acids)
Biological process (GO): endosome to lysosome transport; phagosome-lysosome fusion
Cellular component (GO): late endosome; phagocytic vesicle; lysosome
Molecular function (GO): GTPase activity; GTP binding
Source: RefSeq, a predicted model, not a curated record